Molecule: messenger RNA, 3595 nt
Organism: Musa acuminata subsp. malaccensis (wild Malaysian banana)
Lineage: Eukaryota; Viridiplantae; Streptophyta; Magnoliopsida; Zingiberales; Musaceae
Source: RefSeq, a predicted model, not a curated record
AUGGCGUUGGCCCUGCCGGACGCCUCCAGGAAUCACUAUGCCUACUACGGGUUUCCCGUUGCCGGGGUUAGUUCUAUCUUUCUUUGUGUUCUUGUACUGGCCAAUGAGAUACCUGUGACGGUGCUGCCGGAGAUGGGAGUUCGUUCUGUGAUCGGAAGCGGAGGGGAUGGGUUUGGCGGCGAUGAUUUGGAGGAACUGGGGAUGCUGCUUCGGGAGCAGAGGAGGCAAGAGGCGAUCGAUCGAGAGAGGGAGCUGAAUAUCUUUCGGAGCGGCUCCGCCCCUCCCACCGUGGAGGGGUCCCUGAGUGCCGUCGGAGGGCUCUUUGGCCUGGAGGUUGGCGCCGGUGUGCCGAAUAUGUCGGAGCCGAAGAAUGGAGAUAGUUUCUUAUCCGAGGAGGAGCUCCGUUCUAAUCCGACUUACCUCUCUUACUACUAUACUCAUGUGAAUCUGAAUCCCCGGCUCCCGCCGCCGGUGCUGUCCAAAGAGGACUGGAGGUCGACACAUAGGCUUCAGGCGGGGAGAUCGGUUCUCGAUGGGAUUGGAGAUAGAAGGAAAUCGAACCGUUGGGGUGAACAGGUCGAUAUGUCUCUUUUCUCCCAGCAGCCACUGUUUAAUUCACAGGAGCAUGCUGUGGAGUCCAGGAAGGCCCCUUGCUCGGGGAAUUGGCGGGAUAAUGGUGGAGAUGGGUUGAUCGGGCUUUCACUCAGCCGGCAGAAGAGCUUUGCUGACGUCCUUCAGGAUGACUUUGGGAGCAGAACUCCCAUAUCAAACCAUCCAUCACGCCCGCAAAGUCGUAAUGCAUAUGCAAAUAGUCUUGAAGCAUUAAGUUCUGCUGAUUCCCAGUUUUCUUUAAACAAUCAAGUCUUAGCUUUAGGCAGGCAGCAAACUGGUGAAUACGUCCAGUGCAUCAAUGGACUUCCACAUGGUUUUGCAGCUGUUGAAGGUCCAUCCCUUGAGAAAAGCACCACUCCUGACCCUCAGCUGGUUGCAAGGGCCCCUAGUCCUUGUUCGUCACCUUUUGGUCUGAGCGUUGGUGCCGAUGGCCACAAAGACAAAGUCAAUCUAUCGGCUACAGUUGAAUCUGAUGACCUUAUAGCUGCAUUAUCACAUUUUAGCUUGUCAACUGAUGGUGCAGUAACUGCUGCAAAUGUAUCUCAAUCGGAGCUUCAAAGUGAGUUGGAUGAUCACCGGAAAUUUUUUUUUGAUUCUCUAGCCAAUCAAGAAACACGCUCUAUCAUGAAGAACUCCGAUCCACAUUCUUUUAGAGUUUCCUCUCCUCCACAUUCGUUGAAGUCUUCGUACACUGAUUCCACUGCUGGAUGUAAGAUGGAGGCAAGAAAUUCAAGCUUGAGAGUCAAUGAUCCAAGCGAACCACACAGAUCCACUAUGUCGUCUGCCAAUUCAUAUGUGAAAGCACCUUUACCUCUGGUUGCUAGUCCUGGUGGUUCAUCUGGUUACUAUCAGAACCUUGAGAGUGUAGACACAGCUUUUUCUGGAAGUGGAUUGAGUGCUUAUGCUGUUAAUCCUUCAUUUCCUUCAAUCCUGCAGAAUCAGAUUGGCACAGGAACCAUGAAUCCUUUAUUAGGAAGCGCUGCCUCUGCUUCAGCAAUUGCAUCUCUUGCUAUGGACACCGGGGCUUUUGGAUGUGGUAUUUUUGCACCGCCAAGUUUAGCUGGCCUAACGGACUUGCAAAAUAUCAGUCAAAUUGGUAAUCAAUCAGCAGUAGCAGCUGUCCGAGCACAACUUAAUGACCCUCUUUAUGUUCAGCAUAUUAGGGCUGCUGAAUAUACUGCACAAGUUGCUGCUACCUAUGGUGAUUCUUCCAUGGAGAGGGGUUACACAGGCAACUCUUGUGCAGAUUUACCUGGUAUCCAGAAAGCUCACAUUGAAUCAUUACUUCAAUCGCAGAAACAGUAUGGCAUCCCUCUUCUUGGGAAAUCUGGGUCUCUGAAUCAGGGUUACUAUGCCAAUCCUGCUUUUGCCCUGGGUUUAGCAUAUCCAGGAAGCCCUUUAGCAGGACAAAUUGAUUCCCCAGUUGGACCUGGCAGCCCUCUCAGGCUUGGUGAGCGCUCCAUGCAGUUUCCUUACGGGUUGAGAAAUCUGAAUGGAGGUAUCAUGGGAGCUUGGCAUUUUGAUCCCACUCGUAACAUGGAUGAACAUUUUCCUUCCUCACUUUUAGAGGAGUUCAAGAACAAUAAGACCAGAUGCUUUGAACUUGCUGAGAUUGCUGGCCACGUGGUUGAGUUUAGCGGUGACCAGUAUGGAAGUCGUUUUAUACAGCAGAAACUUGAAACAGCUACACGCGAAGAGAAAAACAUGGUUUUUGAAGAAAUCAUGCCCGGUGCUCUGUCUUUGAUGACUGAUGUUUUUGGCAAUUAUGUCGUACAGAAGUUUCUUGAGCAUGGAUCUGCAGCUCAGAGAAGAGAACUGGCUGACCAGCUUAAUGGACAUGUUUUGGCUCUCAGCCUUCAAAUGUAUGGUUGUCGGGUAAUUCAAAAGGCCAUAGAAGUCGCUGAUUUGGACCAGAAGAAAAAAAUGGUUUUGGAGCUUGAUGGACACAUCAUGCGUUGUGUACGUGACCAGAAUGGAAACCAUGUUAUUCAGAAAUGUAUAGAGUGUGUUCCCCAGGAUGCAAUUCAGUUCAUCAUAUCAACCUUCUAUGAUCAAGUUGUGACAUUAUCUACUCAUCCAUAUGGCUGUCGUGUCAUACAGAGAGUCCUGGAGUAUUGUGAUGACAAUAAGACUCAGCAGAUUGUGAUGGGAGAGAUCUUGCAAUCAGUUUGCUUGUUGGCCCAAAACCAGUACGGAAAUUAUGUUGUCCAGCAUGUUUUGGAGCAUGGGAAACCUAGCGAGAAGUCUUGCAUCAUUAAGAAGUUAGCUGGACAGAUAGUUCAGAUGAGUCUGCAGAAGUUUGCCUCAAAUGUUGUCGAAAAGUGUUUGACUUUUGGUAGUCUUGAGGAACGACAGAUUCUGGUGAAUGAGAUGCUUGGUUCAACUGAUGAGAAUGAGCCCCUCCAGGCCAUGAUGAAAGAUCAGUUUGCUAACUACGUUGUACAGAAAGUACUGGAGACUUGUGAUGAUCAGCAACGUGAGUUGAUUCUCUCACGGAUAAAGGUCCACUUGAACGCUCUGAAGAAAUAUACUUACGGAAAGCAUAUAGUUGCACGUGUAGAAAAACUUGUUGCCGCAGGGGAAAGGAGGCUUGGAUUGCAGAGCCAGCAGCAUGCCUCAUCCAUGGCACGAGGAUGACAUUGUACUGCUGCCGAGGCUAGUGUGAGCUCCCAGCUUUAGGUAAGGCUGCUGAUAUAGGAGGCUGAAAAGUGUUGUUUGUGCUGGAAGUUGUACAUUCUUUAGGCGAACAGUGGUUUUAUCGGAAUGCUGUUUGCUGUAUCUGAUGCGCCUCCCUUCCCCCCCCCCCCCCCCCUUUCUUCCCUUGCAGAGGAGAUAUAAUUAAUAGUUGGUCUUUAUGGCUGCUGUAAAGGGAGAAUCGAUAGUAUGACUGUACAAAUGUCGACUGUUUAGGCCUUCGGGGAAGGGAAGCUUGUUUUCUAUUUCCUGUUUCAUUUGAACAUGAGUAAUUUUUUUUUUUUGUUUA